UUUUUCGCACCGUGGUGGCAAGUAUGCCCAAGAUUCCAUCAUCACAAGCCGCUGCUUUUAACAAAGGAAGCCUGCGCAAUCGACUCAGAAGAGUUGUGGCUUGGGCUUGCUGGUUUGGCAUUGUCUCCAUCUUUUCAUUGCCAUCCAUUCUCUAUGCUUUCUCCCAGUCUUUGCCUGCACACGACUCACUUCCGGUGAGUGAUCUUGUCUUGCAAUGGUUCAACAGUCUUGCCCCUUACCUGAAUGUGCUCAUUGACAUGGUGCUCUCAGCUCCAGUCUCGGCCAAGUAUGCAGCAAUCACAGGAAUCAAAGCAGAUCGUCUACUUAUGACUUUUCGUCUCUUUUCAGCUUGGCUCUUAGCGUUGCUUACCACAGUUGUAUUGGAUGAGAACUGCUUAUCAGGUGUAGCCGAGCCAUCGUAGGGAACUUGACGCCCUUCCUUCUCAAAAAGCUCAUGGUUCGAGCGACAGUCCAACCUUUGAUGCUAUUGAUCCUGUGGCACUGCUCAAAGCUGGAGAUGGCCAGAGACGACUUGCAGGGAAGACAUUUGAAGCUUUUCGGUCGGUGGCCAAAGAUGACCGGCUCGCUGGUACCUUUGCAGCAACUGUCGCUGCUCACUACUCAAGUGGAGAUGUUGAUUUUUUGGACUCCAUUUGUUCCCCUACUGGGCUUCGCGAUCCUUGCAGUGGCUCUGGCAAAUCUCUUCAUGUUCGAUGCUGGCCUGUGGAACUUCCGAGUUAUUUUACCGACGGAUGAGAUGAACAGAGGAGCUGCCAUAUCGACGUCAUAUCUGCAAUUUGCUCUUUGGUCCGGCUCCUUCUUUCAGAUAUGGUACGCCUUCGGCACCAAGUUGUUCGGUCGAUAUGCGCUGCUGGCAGUUCACAUCACCAUCAUGGGGCCAUGGGCAAAGCACUUUCUGCCGGUGGACCUGGCCAGACGUCACAUUUGGACGGAGCAUCAAACUGCCAGUGAUGUUCAGGUGAUCGAGAUGGCCAUUCAGUUGGACCAGGAACCAAAUGCAUCAUGAUGCCAAUUUCGG
Messenger RNA from Durusdinium trenchii, 1039 nucleotides. Lineage: Eukaryota; Dinophyceae; Suessiales; Symbiodiniaceae. The record is from the annotation of a GenBank genome assembly.